AUUUCCCCCCGACAUGUUCAAAAGAAUCGAGGCCCUUGAUUCAGCAUCUGCCGACAACAACGAUUUCAAGCCCUUCAGCCACCGCCUCCUCCACAAGCUAGCCGCCGAGGAUCCCGCAGUCGCAGCCAGAAUCAACGAAGCCUACGACGCCUACUUGGAAAAGGAAAAGAACAUGGUCGUUGACUUCCAAAAGGACAUCAAAAAGCUUGACUAUGCCAUCCCUAGCACAAGCGCCGGUGCCACAACACCGGCAGAGAUCCCUAGUGUUUCCUCGAAAAUCGAAUCGACGUUUUUCACCAGUGUGAGCAGAAUUUGCGGUCGAACAUACGAAUUCUCGUCUUUCGGCACCAAGAAAAACGCUUUGGAUGCGCUGAGGAAGCUGCUCGUCUUGAUAGUCCAGAUCCCAGACAAGAAAUUGCGGGCCGCGGUCGUAGAUCAUAUCAACACCGAAGAUGGGGGCAGAGUCGCCCCCAGCAUGGCAGACAUCGUACACUCCUUGACUUAUGAAGAGCGCGAACUGGUGUGCAGGAUGGCAGUAGAUGGAGCCAGAGUUACAGUAGAUGAGACUGGAUGUUGGAGAGGGACGUUUCAUACUAAGUUCCUUGAGCUGAAAGAACGGGAUUUACUCGAUGCGGGCUUUGAGAUCAACUUCGCUCCUUUCGUGCGGCCGCUGGAGAUAUGGCCGGAGGACAUUGAGGAGGAUGGCUCUGAUUUCGAUCCGGAGUUAGCCAUGGAGGCGGAUUAUGAGGAUGGUAUCUAG
Messenger RNA from Alternaria triticimaculans, 760 nucleotides. RefSeq lists its product as uncharacterized. Lineage: Eukaryota; Fungi; Ascomycota; Dothideomycetes; Pleosporales; Pleosporaceae. The record is from RefSeq and is a predicted model, not a curated record. The annotation marks the transcript as partial. The transcript has a single exon.